GUGAAAAUAAAUUUCUGCACCUGGAGGAAAAGACAAAGCGAGAGGAGGAUCGGGUUCCCAGGGGUGUGACGAGGAGACCUGCCCCUAGAGUGCCCCCUCAGCUCACCGCAGAAGAUAAAGGGAUUUCUGCUGGCCGGAGCGAUGGACCAAAGGGACAGAAGACCAGCCUCAGAAGAAGAAGACGAGAGCACCCAAGAGACGAGGGAGUCCUGCAGCAGCCAACCGUCCAGUCUAGAGAUGGACUGCUCGGAGCCAUACGGCGAUCACAUAGAAGCUGCAGGAUCCAACAGCCAGGAGAUGAAGAGUGUCUCCAGCAGCCUGGAGUCCUACAUGGACUGUUCGGAGGAGAAAGAAGAAGAGGAGAACGAGGAGGAGGAGGAGCGCCGGAAGGAAAACGAGGAUAACGGUAAAUGCUCGGUGAACCAGGAAAUCGCCCAUUGUCGUUACUGACUGCCGCUUUCUUCUCGGUAAAGUCUUAUCAAAAAUAUGAUAAAUUUUUUUCCAACAUAGCGGAAUGAGACGGGGGCGCGGUGAGAGUCCCUCGCCUGGACUCGGCCCCUCUCAGAAUGAGCAGCACCUUCUGCUGAACGCUCUGCAUUUGACCGGCCAUCAGUGGAGCGCCAGGAGGGAUCUGGGAUCUACCUGUCCUUCCAUCUCUCAGGGAUGAUCAUGUAGAAAAUCUAUAAGUAAUGAUCAGGAGAAACCUCACAGCAGCCUACAGAUUGUCCUCUCCUGCUGCAGCCUACAUUGGUUAGAUGGAUAGAAGGACACGCUCCCUCCAGAGCAGGAUUAUACCAGAAGACGAUGGCCGCCUGUAAACAACAUUAUAUGAUCUAUGAAGAGGUCCACAGGAUAGGUCAUCAAUAUCAAA
Bufo gargarizans (Asiatic toad) is the source of this 871-nucleotide messenger RNA. RefSeq names its product WD repeat-containing protein JIP5-like. The record is from RefSeq and is a predicted model, not a curated record. The transcript is spliced from 5 exons. NCBI's taxonomy places the organism in Eukaryota, Metazoa, Chordata, Amphibia, Anura, Bufonidae. The coding region runs from base 142 to 450 and encodes 102 amino acids.